This is a messenger RNA of Triplophysa rosa, 5919 nucleotides long. It is a transcript of the gene myom1b, whose product is annotated as myomesin 1b. The coding region runs from base 171 to 5015 and encodes 1614 amino acids. Gene Ontology annotation, molecular function: protein binding. The transcript is spliced from 39 exons. Lineage: Eukaryota; Metazoa; Chordata; Actinopteri; Cypriniformes; Nemacheilidae. The record is from RefSeq and is a predicted model, not a curated record.
CGCUGAGUGCGCGCUGCGCGUUCGCGUCGCCGAUUGGGUUCGAGUUCCUGACGCGCGUCUCUUUGCGCACCGGCUCACUGCGGACUGCGGGCGUUUGGCAAGCAAGUUUAGAGAAUUCUGACUAAAAGAGCUUGAGAACAGAGGACAGUGUCCGAGCCAAAGCGGACACAAUGUCGGGAUCCAUACCGUUUUACCAGAAACAUCAUCGUCACUAUGAUCGUGGCUACCGUAGCCGGGAGACGGAGUCUGCUAUUAGCCAAUACCAGCAGAACUCCAGCAGUUAUUCCUCACGUAGCAGCAAAAGCACACAGGGCAUUAGAGCUGCCACAUAUACGGCACUAGAUGAGGGGGGCAUCAGCCCCCUGCCCAAGAGAGCCAAGCCCACCUAUCUGGCCAUGGACAAGGAGAACCAGAUCAUCGGUUAUGUGGUGCCCAUCUUCAGGGGCAGUCGUGAGUUUGAAAGCGGUCUGUCAGACACCGAGGAAGCACGCGCUAAAGAGAGCGCCGGAUAUCUGGCACGCCGUGACCUCUUCACUAGCGGCGUGAAGUUGGAGCGCACAGAACACAAGUCCCGCCGAACCGUCAUGAGAGAGUCCGCCGAGCGCAUCUCGCUUAGCAAAAGGAUUCAUGAGAACGAGGAGUAUCACAAGCGUCUGAACGAGGACAGCCUGAUGCAUACGCCAGAGUUUGUGAUCAAGCCCCGUUCACACACUGUGUGGGAGAAACAGUGUGUGCGGCUGCACUGUACCAUCACGGGAUGGCCUGAACCACGCGUGGUGUGGUACAAGAACAAUGUCUCCAUUGACCCCAUGGCCCACCCAGGGAAGUAUAAACUGGAGAGCAGCUAUAAUGUUCACUCCCUGGAGAUUAACAGGUGUGAUUUUGAUGACACUGCACAGUACCGCGUGUCCGCUAUGAACAGCAAGGGCGAGAACGCCGCAUACGCUUCUGUCGUCGUCAAAAGGUUCAAAGGAGAGCUGGAUGAGUAUCUGCCUACUCCCAGACAGCAAAGCAGAAGGUUCGGAUGUGAAGUGCCCUGUCUGGAGUACGGUGUGACUUUUGAGACGCACAUAGUUGAGAAGUUUGGAGUGGCGUUCGGCCGUGAGGGAGAGACUCUGAGUUUCGGCUGCAACGUCAUCAUCUAUCCAUCACUGCAGCGCUUUCAGCCGGAGAUCGAGUGGUACAGAGAUGAUAAACUGCUGGUGCCGUCUAAAUGGAUGCAGACGCACUGGAGCGGAGACAGAGCUACACUCACGCUCACACACCUCAACAAAGAGGACGAGGGGCUGUACACACUCCGCGUCAUCACCAAAUCUGGUUUUGAGACUCACUCCGCUUAUGUGUUUGUUAGAGAUUGUGAUGGUGAGGUUGCAGGUGCACCCGGAGCUCCUUUAGAUGUACAGUGUCAGGAGGCCAAUAAGGAUUACGUCAUCGUUACCUGGAAACAGCCAGCGGUGGAUGGCGGGAGUCCCAUCUUGGGCUACUUUGUUGACAGAUGUGAGGUUGGCACUACACAUUGGGCUCAAUGUAAUGACACUCCGGUGAAGUUUGCUCGUUUCCCCGUCACCGGUCUGGUGGAGGGACGCAGCUACACCUUUCGUGUACGUGCGGUGAAUAAGGCCGGUAUGAGUCACCCGUCCCGUGUCUCUGAACCGGUAGCUGCCAUGGACCCUGCUGAUCGCGCACGGAAAGGUACAUCUGCUCCCUGGACUGGUCAGAUUAUUGUAACUGAAGAAGAGCCUGUAGAGGGAGUCGUUCCCGGCCGACCUUGUGACCUCAGUGUCAUUGAAGCCACUAAAAACUAUGUGGUACUGAGCUGGAAGCCCCCGGGUGAGAAGGGUCAUGAAGGGGUCAUGUAUUAUGUUGAGAAGUGCGUUUCUGGCACAGACAGCUGGCAGCGAGUAAACACUGAAAUCCCGGUGAAAUCUCCACGCUUCGCUCUCUUCGAUCUGGCGGAGGGCAAAUCGUAUUGCUUCCGUGUUCGCUGCUGUAACUCGGCUGGUGUCGGAGAACCAUCAGAACCGACCGAAGCCACCACGGUUGGAGACAAACUGGAUAUCCCGUCAGCCCCUGGUCGUGUGGUGCCAACCCGCAACACGGACACGUCUGUGGUGGUUUCGUGGGAGGCGUCGCGUGAUGCUAAAGAGCUGGUGGGCUACUACAUCGAGACCAGCGUCGCUGGGAGCAAUGCCUGGGAACCCUGCAACAACAAACCUGUGAAAGGCACCAGGUUUAUCUGUCAUGGCCUGACCACGGGCGAGACAUACGUCUUCCGUGUGCGAGCGGUGAAUGCUGCAGGAAUCAGUGAUUUCUCACAAGAAUCUGAAGCUAUCGAAGUUAAAGCUGCUAUUGGGGGCGGUAUUCCUCACGGUGUGUGUCUGGAGUCAGUGGGUAUUGGGGUGGCACUAACCCAGCACAGCUCUUGUGGAGUGGGCAGGCAUGUGGCGUCUCACUCCUCCGCUGGCGCACCUUUAACACGCUUAGCUAACGGUAUUGAGAGGGCCGAGGGAGGGGGUCAAGUAGGGCAUCCACCCACCCUUAACGAGGGCAAACAGUGCAAGAGGGGGAACGUAGGGCCACCCGAACCCACUAAUAAGCAGGAACCUGAAAUAGCGAAACCGGCUGAGAACUGUAGCGCUGAAUCGUGCACACCCGACUGUAUUGAAACGGAGCCGGAAACAGGAUCGGCCGACAAUCGUAAGUGCUCGCUAAACUCGUCUGUGGAACCAGAGAAAGCAGAAGAACACGGGAGAGGACGAAGAGGAUCAGCAUCCCCUGCUCCUCCCUAUGGCAUCACUGUGUUGGAAAGUGUGCGGGACUCGAUGGUGUUGGCAUGGAAACAGCCCACUUUCAUUGGUGGCGCUGACAUCACCGGCUACUUCAUUGAUUACCGUGAGGUCAUAGGUGGAGUGCCGGGAAAAUGGCACGAGGCGAACAUCAAGUCCAUCAGCGAGCGAGCGUAUAGAGUGUCGGACCUGAAGGAGAACAUGCUGUACCAGUUCCAGGUACGCGCUGCCAAUAUGGCUGGCGUGGGCAUCCCAUCUCAGCCCAGUGAGGUAUUCAGAUGUGAGGAGUGGACCAUUGCUGUUCCUGGACCACCCCAUGACCUCCAAAUACAGGAGGUUCGAAAGGACGCUCUGGUGUUGCUAUGGAAACCACCUGUGUACCAGGGCCGUGACGCUGUCAAUGGAUACUACGUUGAUAUUAAGGAGACUGAUGCAGACUUUGAGAUGUGGAGGGGUGUUAAUGAGAAAGCCACUGAUAAGAAGUACAUGAAGAUCAAGGAUCUAAAGGAGGGCGAGUCGUAUGUGUUCCGCGUGCGAGCUCAGAACAAGGCUGGUGUAGGAAAAGCCUCAGAGACCACAGAACCGGUCAAGGCCGUGACUAAACCAGGUACUUCAGAGAUCGUGGUGGAAGUUGAUGACGAUGGCGUCAUUUCUCUGAACUUCCAGUGUUCGGAGCUCACUCCUGACUCCAAAUUCAUCUGGUCCAAGAAUUAUGAGGAGAUGUCAGAUUCUGACCGCAUGACCCUGGAGACCAAGGGCAACAAGUCUAAAGCGAUCUUUAAGACGCCUUCAGAAGAGGAUCUGGGGAUCUACUCUUGUGUGGUCACACACACUGAUGGAGUGUCAGCCAGCUACACAAUCACUGAAGAAGGUCUAAAGGAUCUCCUGAAAAUCAGCCACGAGCACAAGUUCCCUAUUAUUCCUCUGAAGAGCGAGCUGGCCGUGGAGUUGCUGGAGAAGGGCAGAGUUCGCUUCUGGCUCCAUGCGGAGAAGAUGUCUGCCAACGGAAAAGUCGAAUACGUGUUCAAUGACAACAUGAUUUCCCAGGGAGAGAAAUACAAGAUGAACUUUGAUAAAAACACAGGCAUUAUUGAAAUGUUCAUGGAGACUCUGAGCAAAGACGACGAGGGAACGUUCACUUUCCAACUUCAGGACGGCAAAGCCACUAAUCAGUCCAGUCUGGUGUUGAUCGGAGACGUCUUCAAGCAGUUACAGAAGGAAUCAGAGUUCCAGAGGAAGGAAUGGCACAGGAAACAGGGUCCACACUUUGUGGAGUAUCUCAGUUAUGAAGUAACACCUGAAUGCUGUGUUAGACUGAAGUGCAAGGUUGGUAACAUGAAGAAAGACUCUGUGGCUCUCUGGUAUAAAGACGGACGUGAGAUUAAAGUCAAUGAGAAACUUGAUUUCUCUGAAGGAGUGUUGACUCUGGAGAUCGCUCAGAUCUCAAAGAAAGAUGCCGGUGUCUAUGAAGUGGUUGUGAAGGACGACAGAGGCAAAGACACAUCAACCCUCAAUCUCACUGACCAAGGAUUUAAAGAUUUGAUGAAUCAGGUCUUCAGUGUUAUUGCCAACUCUUCCACUCCACUGAAGAUUCAGAGCACUGAGGAGGGAAUCAGACUUUACACCUUCGUCAGCUAUUACAACGAUGAGCUGCACGUCACCUGGCAUCACAAGGACGCAGCGAUCGCAUUCACAGAUCGCAUUAAGAGCGGUGUGGUGGGCGAGCAGCUCUGGCUUCAGAUUUCCGAACCCACUGAGAAAGACAAAGGGAAGUACGCCAUCGAGUUCUUCGACGGUAAAGGAGGUCUGCGCAGGACCGUGGAACUGGCAGGACAGGCGUUCGAUGAUGCGUUUGCUGAAUUUCAAAGACUCAAGUCUGCAGCCAUCGCAGAGAGAAAUCGCGCUCGCGUGGCUGGUGGGCUGCCUGACGUCGUGACCAUUCAGGAAGGAAAGGCUUUGAAUCUGACCUGCAACAUCUCAGGAGAUCCGGUGCCCGAGGUCACCUGGCUGAAGAACGAGCGUGAGAUGGUUUCUGAUGAUCACUACAUCCUCAAAUUCGAGUCUGGCAAGUUUGCCAGUUUCACCAUCACCAGCGUCAACACGUCCGACUCCGGCAAAUACAGCAUCCUGGUGAAGAACAAGUACGGUACCGAGAGCGGCGAUUUUACUGUAAGUGUCUUCAUGCCAGACGAAGAAAAGGUGUCUUCAUCGCAGACGAAGAAAAAAUAAGCCAAAGAGAAUACAAGCCAACGAAAUGGGAGUUCCUUAUUAAAUCGUUAAAAAGUAUAUGUACAAAAAAAGGAAAAUUAACAAAAUAUGUAUAAAAGUACCAUCUCAUGGGAAUUCGUACAUGCGCUAUUAUUAGAAAAACGCAAUAGUUAAAAAGCUGAUGCAAAAGCAGAUCAUAUUAAAACGUACGAAUGAGAUCGUACAAAUUCAUGAAAUGGUUAUGAAUUGCCAUGAGGUUGUGUUUAAAAAAAUAAAAAAUUAAAUAUUAUAAGUGCAUUUUGGAAAAUUUAGGUAAAUAUUUAUUGUUGACAGUAUUCGUUGCAUUGAAUAUCUGAAGGUCUGUACUCGAUGAAGAGUAUUAAUGGUGCUAAUAUCUUGGUUGCGGGUUGCAAAUAAAAUAAUGUCAAAAUAAUAACCCCAUAAAUCAGAAACAGAAUCUCUGUAUAGUUUCAGUUUUAAAGUAAAACUUUACUGGACCGUUUUCUCAGUUUCUCACCCGUAUGGAAAGAACACGGUUUUAAGUCCAGGUUGUGUUGUGCUUUAUUGUGUGUUUGGCUUUUCUUGUGUUAUAGAUUCAAUGAGAAACAGAUGCACUAACUCUGUGCAUGAACGUUUGACAGUCAGCUCUAUUGUUUCAGUUUAUUUCCAUCCUGAAUACCGGAGGUUCAGUCCUGGGUGGGAUGUUGCAGUCAUACGAGAUGAAAGAUUUCUGUGAAUGCUUCCCUAAUAAAUGCACUGCAUGUGACAUCACUCCCUCCCAAGAUGGAGUCAUUUUGUGAAAGCAUAUUGAUCAAAUCUGAGAAUGUUACGACCUCACUUCCUGUUUUACCUCACAGAUAAUCACAUGUCAUUUCCAAUAAAUGGAGCACACGUUCUCUCACCCUCCUCUCUGUCGUCUUCUUUU